UUUUACUUCAGAGUACAAUUAUCAAGAGAUAUGCUUGAAAUAAUGUAAGGAAAGCCCCUGUCCUGAGCUGCUGUCUUGUGUGAAGAGUCAGAGCAGCAUAUAGCAGCUGCAGAGCUAUACUGACAAGCAGCAUGCACAGGCCCAUGUUUCUCUUGCUGUGUUCUCUCUGGUUGUGUCACUUCAAGUGGAGUUCUCCCAAGGAUAGGUCACAGCACAGCUAAUUUGAGACUUGGCUUUACUUUCAAGUGGUUAUGCUCUCUUUCAGACGUGCCCUUUAAACAGCUGCUUUAUCAUUGACCUAACUUGGAAACUAAUCAAGCACCAAAUCCAGCCUUGUGCUGAUGAUGUUAUGGGAACCAGGCUUCAGGCUCCCUGGUGAUUCCGUGGGUCUAGCCUAGGUCACUGAAUAGAGCUCAAGAUGGUCAGUUCUGCCCCCAGCAGUUCCUGCCUUGUUUUUCUUCCCAAACACAUGACUGUCUCUUCUUAAAGGAACUAAAUCACAGUCUUUCUACUUUAAUCUUCUAUUAAUGGCUCAUCCAUCUUUAUUGUAGCAGAAUUUCCUUUCUUACCCACUGCCAAAUAGACACUCUAGUUCAGUAUUUGACAAGCACAUAAUUAUUUCUCCCAUUUUUCUCAGCUGAAAGCAUUCUACUGUUGCUCUAACCUUAUAAUUCUCCUUUGUUAACACCCGCAUUUCCUGAACCACAUCUUUGCUACAGAUAGGGAAUGUUGACGGUGAUUUCUCCUCAUCCCUGAAUCUCUUCCAACCCAUUUUAAUGCAAGUAACUGCCUAUGAAGCAAUGAGAGGCCAAGUAUCCACAUCAGUCAGAGCGGGGGAAGGAGCAGCAAAUGGGCUUUCACCUACAUUUUGGAAAGUAAAUAAGAGCAUUUCAAGCUUUUCAGCUUGCCCACUGUGUUUUUAUCUUUUCUUUAUCCACUGGGAUAUCAUCUGAAAUGAAUUCAAAAUAAAAAAAAAAAAAAGGAAGAAGCUUCACUUCUGAGAUCUUCAUAUGUCAUGGCUGUUAAUGAUGAAAGAAACUUAGUCCCAGCUCUCAGAAGUCCCAAGACACUGUAACUCUUAGGAAUUACAAGUUGAACCCUUUUAAAAAUCUUAAACUCAUGGGGAAGAAAAGUGGCAAGGUCACUGUAGGAAAUUAGGCUUCCGAACCACUCUCUGCUCUAAGACUGGAAAUUUACAUUUGCUGUAGCUACUGGUAAAGCAUGGCUAAGGUUUUUUUUAAGACUGUUUUUUCUCAAGAAUGAAAACUGUAGAAGUUUUGAUUUUCUGUGUUUGAUUGCUGAGAUAAAUUAAUUGCAAAUCCAGAGGCUGAAAAGAAGCAAAACAAGUUGUAUUGUUGUCAAUGAUUAAAUGAGGUUUGAUGUACCGAGGUAGUUUUGCUGUGCUCUUUGCUUCACACUAGUUUGAAUACAUCAAUGAAAGUGAAGACAAAGUUAUAUCUAAAAGUGUUUGCCUUUUUUAGCAUGCAAUUCUGAUCUAGGCAAAAAUUCCAUGUCAUUCCGAAUGGGGAGUUUUUCUAAGCAGAAUUUAAAAACUGUGUUCAGGUAAUAUUUUCUUCGUAUAGAGAUGACUGAAUAAGUAGAAGUAAAUAAUUUUUCUCCAAGAUAUUUUAUCUGGAUUUUUCAAAAACUAAAAGCUUUAUGAGAACAGGUUUAUUAAACUGAAUGUAAAAGUUAAUGUUUUUCUUUCCAAGUGAUACUGUCAGAUGAGCAUUUGCUUACUGCUUUUUGAGCAUCAGAUACCAUUUGUUCAAACCAAGGAAGACAAUUAAUUAAUUGACUGAAGUAGAAUGGAAAGUGGAAUUGAAGCAAUACAUAAGGGGUUUUCUUGUACCGAAAAGCCACAAAUGUAAAAAAAUAGAAAAAUCUUACAUUUCUUACUCUCCCCAAAUGGCUCUUCUGAUGUGAGGGCUUUCACUGGUUCAGAAAUGAACAGCAUCUUCUACAGUUACAUACAAGUCAUGUCAUCAUUUCUUAGGCAAUAUUUGCCUUCUUGAAGGCACGUGGAAUGAGAUCUAAACACACUUGUUUGAUCCAUUAAAAUGCUUGGAUAGAAUGUUAAAAAUCCUUUCACUCAGCUACUGGAAAUGUCACACCAGGUACAAAAUAAAUUUUCAGUACAUUUCAAGUUCUAGGUAGCUUUAACCUCUUGCUUUGCAGAACUGCUUUGUAUUCUUACUUGCAGCAGGACCACUGUAUUGCACAGAAACUGCCAGAAUUUGAAAGGCAACAGGCCACUUGCAGCCAUCACAAUUUACUGUGGAUACCUAAAUAUUUACUCAUACUUUUGUAUGCUCUUAGUUUUAAGGAAAUUUUCUUGAUGUAAAUGUGAUUUUAGAGGUUAGAGUUGCAAUAUCAUUUGCUUGUACUGCUUUCCUUCUCCCCUAGUCAUCCACUUUUGUUUCUCCCUGUAUCCCUUACACUGACAUGAAUCACUGUGCCUGCUCUUAUGUUGCAUUCUAAUGUAUACUUGGCUUUGCAGAACAGCCUGGGUAGCAAUAACCCUUUUACUUGGGGCAGUGUUUCAGUCUUCUCUUUUGCAGGUGUCAGAUAUUCAUAUCAGCAAAUUUCGGGAUCCCAAACGAGCUCCUGACUUUGAGAAAUUUUGUUCAGAAACAAUUGAUGUAAUUCAGCCAGCACUUGUUCUAGCAACAGGUGAUCUGACAGAUGCUAAGACGAGAGAUAAACUGGGAUCUGAGCAGGUAGAAGAUGAGUGGAAAACUUAUCAGUCAAUCCUGAAGAGAUCAAGGGUCAUGGAAAAAACCAAGUGGAUAGACAUUAAAGGGAAUCAUGAUUCAUUCAACAUUCCACGCCUGGAUAGUGUUCAGAAUUAUUACAGGAAAUACUCUGCCUGGCAUAAAGAUGGCUCUUUCCAUUACAUCCACACUACCUCUUUUGGGAACUAUUCAUUCAUCUGCGCGGAUGCCACACUCAGCCCAGGCCCUAAAAGACCCUAUAAUUUUUUUGGGAUUUUAAACAUGAAUCAAAUGGCAGAGCUGUCUUUGAUGGCAACAGAAAGUCUACACAGCAACCAUACUAUCUGGUUUGGCCACUACCCCACCUCCACAAUCAUCUCCCCAUCCCCUGGAAUACGAACACUAAUGAGUUCUGCCACAGCCUAUUUAUGUGGACAUCUCCAUACAAUGGGUGGGCUGAUGCCAGUCUUGCACAGUCAGCACCGUGGUGGCACUCUGGAACUUGAACUGGGAGACUGGAUGGAUAAUAGGAGAUACAGGAUCCUUGCAUUUGAUCAUGACCUCCUCAGCUUUGCAGAUCUCAACUUUGAAGAGUGGCCUGUAGUUCUCAUCACCAAUCCCAAAUCCUUCCUUUACAGCAGUGCUACUCAUGAACCACUAGUCAAAAUUCUUUAUUCCACUCAUAUCAGAAUUCUGGCAUUCUCUCCUUCUGUCAUUAUCUCUGUCAAAGUCUACAUAGAUGGAGUUCACCUGGGGAAUGCACAUCAGGUGUCUGGCCCUCUCUAUGUGCUGAAGUGGAGCCCACAAAACUACAGUGAAGGGUUCCAUCACAUAGAUGUGACUGUCCAGGAUGCUUCAGGAAGAAUUGGCACACGGGGCCAUUUAUUUGGUAUGGAAGAAAACCUCUCUCUUAGAUUUGACUUUUGGUCAUCUGUUAUUCUUCUCACUGACCACUAUGUUCUAGCCCGAGUGCUCUUUGGACUGACUGUGCUGAUUCAGAUUACCUUACUUGUUGUUUUCCGACACCUCCAAAAGCCAGCACUCAAAGGAAAGCUGGGAUUACUUACUCUGACUUCAUAUUCUCUUCAUGUCUUCAGUAAAACAAACACCUUCUAUUACUCAAUUCUGUUUCUGAAUUUAUACACCAUUCUGGGACCAUGGUUUGUAGGUGAACUGAUAGAUGGCCAGAUAGGGGCCUGUUUUUCCUUUGGAGUGUUUGUUGGUGGUUCCUUCUUACAGGGCAGUAUGACAUUUGUGGUUGGGAUUUUACAGAUUAUGUUUUUCAACGUGCCAUUGAUGGCCUACCUGUGCUGGUGCCUGCUGCUGCGCUGCCGUGGCCACAGCUUCCGUUCCCACCUCCGCCACGGCGGCCGCCUCGUGGCUGUGCCUGUUCACCUGGCCAUGGUGCUGCUCCUGGCCUGGCAGGUCUACUCCUGCUACUUCCUGCAGCGCACAUACGGCACCUUGGCCUUCUUCCUGUCCCCAAUGAGAACGUGGCUGCUGCUGCUGACCGCAGCUCUCAUUUAUAAAACCUGGACGCUGAAAUCGUCACAGCUCAGAACUUACAUAACAGAGAUAAAGAACUGUCAAAGCUCCUGAAGUACAGUAUAAGUACUCCAAAUUCUGGCUUAAAAGCUCUCAAGGUACAACCUUAGCAUUUUGUGAUGCUGGAAUUCCAUACACCCCACCGUUAAGUGGUAAGACCCAAAGCUGCACCUGCACUGCUACAGAACUGUAUUAAAUAGUUAAUGUACAAUAUGUUAUACACACUUUCCUUCUAUUAUACAACAUACUGUAUAAUACAUGUUAUAUAAUACAGUUAUGGAUUAUACAUCAGUACAGUCAACUUUGGAAUAAUCUCAUCAAUGAGGUUUUUUUAGUGAUACAGAGAUAGAUAUGUCCACAUGGAUCACAAAUGGAAAUGUUUGCCUAUUACUACUGUGAAUAGAAAAAUAAUUAAUUAUUGAUUUUUAUAAUGCUGCAAAAUAUGAGCAUAGGACCUGAUGAGCUUCUGGAUUUGUGAUUCCUUGAUAUUUAUUUCAGGGUUGACAUGUGUUUUUACAAGACUAGACCAGAUGUCUUUAUGAAGUAAUAGUGAUUGCAAAGGUGCUGUAGUGGCCUUCACAGCCAGAGUCCUAUGCCCAUACAUGUUUUCAAUUCAUAAUGCUGUAUACAAGCAGAUCAUAGGUGUGUGUAUGUAUUUGUGUUCAUGUUUACCUGAGUUGUGGCCUA
This is a messenger RNA of Melospiza georgiana, 4946 nucleotides long. It is a transcript of the gene TMEM62, whose product is annotated as transmembrane protein 62. Gene Ontology annotation, molecular function: hydrolase activity. The record is from RefSeq and is a predicted model, not a curated record. NCBI's taxonomy places the organism in Eukaryota, Metazoa, Chordata, Aves, Passeriformes, Passerellidae. The coding region runs from base 2481 to 4313 and encodes 610 amino acids. The transcript has 13 exons.